AUUUACGUGAUGACGUCGUCACGUUACGUAUGGCUACUUCCGUUGUUUACUUGUCGCUGGGUUCGGACGACUUAAAUGUUAAUUAUAUUUUAUCAUAUUCACAUGGGCGAAAUAUUUUGGUGGGGAAUUAUUAAUUCACAAUAGACUUCAAAUGAAUCUGGGCGACUAAAUUCGAAUUCAAGUUUCGACGCUAGCUAACAUCAGCUAGCUAGCUAUUUAGCCCAUUAUCGUGUUUUUCGAUUAGCCUCUUUCGGCUUGCCUUUUUUCGAAUUAAAGCCCAUAUAUUUGGCUUCUUAUUAGUGUAUUCUGUGUAUUUUCUGCAUCGAGGAUUUAGCUUUCUAAAAAACAUGAACAUUUUGCCGAAAAAGAGUUGGCACGUCCGCAAUAAGGACAACAUCGCGCGCGUGCGUCGAGACGAACAGCGCGCGGCCGAGGAGGAGAACGAAGUUCGGCGGCGCGCAGAGCGCGCGGAGCAAGAGGCUCGGACGGAGUAUCUGCGGAGGAAAUCCCGUGCAGCGCUCGAGCACACAGCAGGACAGAGGGAUGAGGGAGAGACGUGUGGCGAGACUGGCGCGAACGAGCAUCUCAACCUGUUUCCUCUGGAAGACUCGUCAGAGAAGAAAGGCAACACUGAGUACCUGCGUGAGAAGAAAGAGGAGAAGGAGAAACAGGAGCGUGCUAUUGGUCUGUUGGUGUCUCUUGGCCCCGCCCCUGGUACCGAGGCCACGCCCUGGUAUCUGAAGGAGAGAGAGAGAGACAAAGAAGGAGAGAAGGAGAGAGAGAGACAAGACAAGGGCAAAAGGAAGGGUAUAAGUGAGGAGGAGAGAGAGAAGAAAGACCGGAAGUUAAAGGAAGGUCUGGACCCUCUGAAGGACAUCAAGAAAGCUCUGGCAGUGAAAGACAGGAAGGAGAAAAAGCACAAGAAGAAGGAGAAGAGAGAUAAAGGGGAGAAGACGAGUGCAGGGAGCUCGAUGGAGCGACUGCGUGCGGAGCGACUACAGAGGGAAGCGGAGGAGAGGAGACGUGCUCAGGCCCUCCUGGACCAGAGGAACGGAGUGGGUGGAGCCAAGGAUGGACAGAAGGAGCCGGAGGAGAGAGACAGACCGUACAACAGUGCAUACUUUCCUGAACUAGCACGCAAGAGACGGAGAAGGGACAAAGACAUAUAUGACUUCUUGUACUCGAACUCCUAGACUCUGUUGUUUCAUUCACACUGAAGCUCCGCCUCCACCUGAACGUCUUGUAGACUUUAUUCUCUAUGUUAUGAUGUCAUCAAAAAAGUGGCAUCCAAACACAAGCAGUCACAGAGACACAGCAACACACAUUACCUAUGGUAUAAUUUAUCACACACACACACACACACACACACACACACACACACACACUGUGUCCAUGCCCCUGUAUCUCAUACCUGUGUUUAUCUGAGCUGGGAUAGAAAAUCUGUGUAAAGUAAAGAUCAUUACUGAUAUUCUUUCCUUGAGUGUUUAUAAAGUAUAUCAUUAUCAAAUUUCAUGUUAAAAUUGUCCCAGAAACAUUAGGAUAUUAAAACUCAAUCUAGCUCUCA
Molecule: messenger RNA, 1564 nt
Organism: Pangasianodon hypophthalmus (striped catfish)
Lineage: Eukaryota; Metazoa; Chordata; Actinopteri; Siluriformes; Pangasiidae
Gene: leng1
Product: leukocyte receptor cluster (LRC) member 1
Exons: 5
Coding region: 348-1193 (281 amino acids)
Source: RefSeq, a predicted model, not a curated record